AUGUACGACUCGAGCUGGUUCUCGCUCAAGACUCCACCCACCAUCGACGACGACACCCUCAUCCUUCCCUCGGCCCUCUCCCGCUCCAUAACCACCAGGACCUCCAUGACCCCCAUGACCUCCAUGGCCACCCACCGCCCCUCCACAUCCUCCUCGAACCGGCGGAGAAGUCGUUCUCCAGCCCUCUCCCGACUACGGAGACGCGGUGUCCUCAUCGCCCUCGUCAUCGCGCUUCCAAUCCUAGCCUUCCUGAUUAUGGAAGAGCGGCAUUCCCAGCGCGUCGCACUUGCCAGCUGGGCCGCCGAGUUGGCAGCACGCGAGAACGCAGCGUAUCCCGACCCACAAGGUCGUGUUGAUCUGGCUGCGUGGCGAAACCGCAUCGCCAGUCGCCAGAACCUCGAGCUGGAAAGGAGGGUGGUCGGUGAUGAGCAAGAAGAGUGGCCUGCGUGGUGGGGGAAUGCGGACGAGGUGGGACCUAGCCCGUUCGACCACGUCCCAUCCCCGCUGGACGGGAAGCGGCGCGUUCUCUUCCUAACGGCCUACGACGACUAUCUUCAACGAAUGAAUACUCACACAUACGAAAUUGUUGACGCGGCACUACGCCACCCAAAUGUUAUUGUCGAUGUAUGGGGACCAGGAUGGGCCGGAUACGACUGGGACGUACCUCUCAGCGUCAACGUUAAGCGACGUGCCAACCGCAUUGCACAGCUCGAGGCAAGUCGGACAGAGCAUACGGCUGCUGCGGCAAGGGCACGCCAAGCCGCGGCCCGGGAGCGAUGGGCGUCCGAGCGCAACGACUGGUUCAGGAAGUCUGCACACCCCCAACCGCAAGCUACCGACGUGUCGAACGAGGAGUCCGACUUUGAGCCGUGGAAUACCCCCGAGUGGAUUGAGCGCGUCGACGAGUGUAAUGACGCGGUGCGGUAUGACAUUGUGUGGACGAUCUCGGAUAUCUACAAGGCGAAUGAUAUGCCGCACGUCGACGCGCUAGACUGCGGCGCACUGCUUGUUCAGCAGCUUGGGGAUUGUCACGAACACCGAUGCCUCAAGGAAUGGUAUCCCCAGGCCAACAAUAUCACCGUUACAAAGUACGGUUUCGAGUUGCCUGAACUGUUCAACCUCGCCAACGUACGCAAGGUUUACCCCUCCUUCGAAAUGGGAUUGUUCGGCCACUCGCCAGAUACCGCCAACGAAUGGGAUUUCUACCCUCUCCCCUGGUCCGAGCGAACUGCACAAGCUGUAAUCUUCGGCUUUGACGGUGGGUUCUAUCCCGUCCGAACGACGGUUACGAAUCACCUCCGGAGGUUGGAGCAAGACUCUUCGCUUCCCGCCUCACCAAUCUCACGUCAUCCCCACCCGGGCUAUGACAUAAACUCGGCAGACGAAUAUAAGCAGACCCCGCUCGAGACGUAUGAGAUCGGUCAUCCGUCAUAUCAGAGGCAUCGGGAGCUGAGGCACGACUUUGCCCGCGGAAUGCGGACCGCCCAGAUCUGCGUCUUUGAUUCCAGCCUCGAACGCAAGCUAAUUCGCAAGUACGCCCAGGCGCUGCUUAGCGGGUGUGUCAUUGCGUCGGAUCUGCCGACAGAGCACGAGGAGGCAAUGAUGGGCCUGGUUAUCCGCUUGGAACCAACAUGGGAUAUUGAGCGGAUCGAAGCCGAGAUUAACAAGUAUCUGGCACAACCCGAGGUGCUUCACCAGAUGGCACUUGAUGGCUUCGCAUACGCCCGAAGGCACCUCACCACCACGGCCAAGAUCUCGGAUAUGCUCCGGCUUGUGGAAGCACAUCGCUCUGGCGUGCGGGGAUAUGACCACGCGCACAGCUUCUCCUCCCGAUGUCGGUCCUACUCUGGCCAUGCGCCGCCUCCACCGUGGUGUGACAACCAGGAAGGCCACCGCGGACUCGAGGACAGACUUGAUCCGUUGUAA
This is a messenger RNA of Cutaneotrichosporon cavernicola, 1926 nucleotides long. RefSeq lists its product as uncharacterized. The record is from RefSeq and is a predicted model, not a curated record. Lineage: Eukaryota; Fungi; Basidiomycota; Tremellomycetes; Trichosporonales; Trichosporonaceae. The transcript is spliced from 5 exons. The coding region runs from base 1 to 1926 and encodes 641 amino acids.